Miscanthus lutarioriparius is the source of this 789-nucleotide messenger RNA. The record is from the annotation of a GenBank genome assembly. Lineage: Eukaryota; Viridiplantae; Streptophyta; Magnoliopsida; Poales; Poaceae.
AUGGUUGAACGUGUAGUAGCUGCAGAUGAACACAAGACAGCCUGCUUGUUUCUUCGUGACUGGCAACUACUUGCUUUGCGGAGCUUCAUGGCUGGAAGCAGAUUGAUGAUAAACCGGUACAUGGCCGAAGAAGAUCAGAAACGGCCGGACAUCUGUAUAAGAGAUGGUAGGGCACAAAACAGGACGGGCGGUGGCUGGACUUGCAUGCAGAAAAGGAAGGUGACCGGUGGUGCUCCAUAUGGUCGUGCUCCUCUGGCCGGAAUCAAAGCAAGGGGUUCCAUGAAAGCCUACACGUCUUCACAGGAAAACUCCAGGUGGUGGCAAACUGCGCCUGUGACAUCGGGCUUGACGACUUCGGCGGAUCUGCAUCACGGGGGCAAUGGCAGUCAUGAGGAUAGAGAUCAGCAGAUUGGCGUUGAUAUAUUCAGCAUGCAAAUCACGUACAGGGGAGAGGAAGGAGCAUGUACGCUGGAUUGCUUGCCGACGGAAGCGAGACGUCCACGGACAGCUUGGCCGUGUCCGCCUUGGAGAUUGAUGAUGGUUCUGGAUGAAACACGGACGGCGGCAGGAGAGGUAGCUGCAGCAGAUGAAACUAUGGUGACCGACCACAGCUUUGACGGACGGCCGGACUCCACGCGCCCGUCGGCGACAACGAGGUCCACGGAUAAGAAGGCGGCAACAACGUGCAGCCGUACAGGAACGGCUUCAUGGCAGCUCGGAGAAGUCCUCUCGGAGAUGGCUUUUCCUCUAACUUCGAUGAUUUCGGCAAGAUCAUGUGGAGGCCGGUGA